AUGUCUGAGACGGAUCUUCGCGAUAUCAUACACGAGCUGCGGACGGCCAAGCGCGCCAGGUUCGAGACGGCCACGCCGGUAACAGGGACACAGUCCACGUGCACACAGGUGAAUACCAUGAACGCACCGCCUGCCAGCCACGUGGCUCAGCCGUCAGGAGCACCGACAAGCGCCGCGACAUUUAGUGCCACAUCAUACAGCGACGCGCUACCCAUGAGGUAUUCGGACGUGCAGGCCGCCCAAAGCCAGAGCCCGGAGUUUACUACGCCCUUGGUGAAUCAGGCACAUUGUGAGCAAGGUUCUCCUAAGCACGUAUGGGUUGUGGGGUCAUCUAUCGUCAGGAACGCGUUCAUGCAUGCGUGGAUGUCUGAUCCUAACUUGAAAAUGGAGUCAUGCAAGUUGUGGUGGCAGGGUUACGGGGGCUUAGGCAUUAAGGAAAUGGAAAGAAAGAUUAACCUUCUGAAACGCGUAAACAUGUGCCAGCCACCAGCCAUGAUCAUUAUGCAUUGCGGCGGGAAUGAUAUUGGAAGGAUAAAAAUUUCUGAGUUUAUAAAGCAUUUUAAGAUGCUGGUAGAUAAUAUUGGCAACAUCUUACCUGGUACCAUAGUUGUGUUCUCGCAAAUUUUGCCUAGAUUAACAUGGCGCUAUUCAAAAAAUAACAUUGCUAUGUAUAACGCUAAAAGGCGCCUGAACAGCUUCUGA
Molecule: messenger RNA, 702 nt
Organism: Mya arenaria
Lineage: Eukaryota; Metazoa; Mollusca; Bivalvia; Myida; Myidae
Exons: 2
Coding region: 1-702 (233 amino acids)
Source: RefSeq, a predicted model, not a curated record